Eptesicus fuscus (big brown bat) is the source of this 1888-nucleotide messenger RNA. RefSeq names its product reticulophagy regulator 1 (gene RETREG1). Bases 105 to 1580 code for a protein of 491 amino acids. Lineage: Eukaryota; Metazoa; Chordata; Mammalia; Chiroptera; Vespertilionidae. Gene Ontology annotation, cellular component: endoplasmic reticulum membrane. Gene Ontology annotation, biological process: reticulophagy; negative regulation of neuron apoptotic process. The transcript has 9 exons. The record is from RefSeq and is a predicted model, not a curated record.
CGGCGCCCCGCGGUGCGCGCCCCGUGUCGGACCCGCCGCCCUCUCGGCGCCCACACCCAGGCGCGCCCGCGCGUGCCCGUCCCCGCCUGCAAGCGCCGCUGAAGAUGGCGAGUCCCGCGCCUCCGGAGCCCGCCGAGGAAGGAUGCCCGGCUCGGGCUGCCGGGGAGCAGGAGCCGCCGCCCCGGGCUCCCCGCGGGGAGCGGGGGGAGGAAGCGCAGGAGGAAGGGGCGGCGGCGGCGGCCGCGGGGCGGCAGGUGACGGAGGCCGCGGGCGAGGUGGCCGCCGCGGUGACCUGGCUGCUGGGGGAGCCCGGGCUGUGGCUGGGCUGCUGCGCCAAGGAGCUCCUGAGCUGGGAGAGGCCGCUGCGCACCUUGCUCGGCUUCGCCGGGGCCAACCUGCUGUUCUGGUUCCUUGCAUUGACUCCAUGGAGAGUGUAUCACCUGAUUGCCGUCUCGAUACUUGGGCGAGUUAUUAUGCAAAUAAUAAAGGAUAUGGUUUUGUCUAGAAAGAGAGGUGCACAGCUGUGGAGAAGCCUCAGUGAAAGCUGGGAAGUUAUCAAUUCCAAACCAGAUGAAAGACCCAGGCUCAGCCACUGUAUUGCAGAAUCCUGGAUGAAUUUCAGCAUAUUUCUUCAAGAAAUGUCUCUUUUCAAACAGCAGAGCCCUGGCAAGUUUUGUCUCCUGGUCUGCAGUGUGUGCACAUUUUUUAUGAUCUUGGGAAGUUACAUUCCUGGGGUUAUACUCAGCUAUCUACUCUUACUGUGUGCAUUUUUGUGUCCACUGUUUAAGUGUAAUGAUAUGGGACAAAAACUAUACAGCAAAAUCAAGUCAGUUCUGCUGAAACUAGAUUUUGGAAUUGGAGAAUAUAUUAACCAGAAAAAACGUGAGAGAUCUGAAGCAGACAAAGAAAAAAGUCACAAAGAUGACAGUGAAUUAGACUUUUCAGCUCUUUGUCCUAAGAUUAGCCUCACGGUGGCUGCCAAAGAGUUGUCUGUGUCCGACACAGACGUAUCCGAGGUCUCCUGGACUGACAAUGGGACCUUCAACCUUUCAGAAGGAUACACUCCACAGACAGACACUUCUGACGAUCUUGACCGACCUAGUGAGGAAGUUUUCUCUCGGGGCCUUUCAGAUUUUCCAUCUCUAGAAAAUGGCAUGGGAACAAACGAUGAAGAUGAAUUAAGCCUCGGCUUGCCCACGGAGCUCAAGAGAAAAAAGGAACAGCUGGACAGCGGUCUCAGACCCAGCAAAGAGAGGCAGUCACCAGCUGGUCUCACCCUUCCUCUGAGCAGCGACCAAACCUUUCACCUGAUGAGCAACCUGGCUGGGGACGUCAUCACAGCUGCAGUGACUGCUGCUAUCAAAGACCAGUUAGAGGGCGCGCAGCAAGCCCUUUCUCAGGCUGCACCCAGCCCGGGAGAGGACACAGACACUGAAGAAGGUGAUGACUUUGAACUCCUUGACCAGUCAGAGCUCGAUCAAAUUGAGAGUGAAUUGGGACUUUCACAAGACCAGGAAGCAGAAUCACAGCAAAAUAAGAAGUCUUCAGGCUUCCUUUCAAAUCUACUCGGAGGCCAUUAGUCUGGAAUCAGCUUGUAUGACAGAGCACAGAUAAACUACCAAAUAUUUCAAUCAAGCAAAAAAAAAAAAAAAAGGAAAAAAAUGUUUUUGAACUGUGAGCUUUACUCAUUGCUUUAGAUUAUUUUGUCUUAUUUUUCCCUUCUGCAGUGAAUUAAUUGGAUAUAUAUCAGCUGACACUGAUAGAUUGGUAUAUCUGAUAGUUAUUUUUAUGUAAUAAGCAUGGAAAUGAAAAAUAUAUAUAUACAAUUGGCCCUUGAACAAAUGGGUUUGAACUGUGCGGGAUUAUUUCAAUAAAUACUAUAAAUGUA